Parnassius apollo (apollo) is the source of this 495-nucleotide messenger RNA. The record is from the annotation of a GenBank genome assembly. Lineage: Eukaryota; Metazoa; Arthropoda; Insecta; Lepidoptera; Papilionidae.
AUGAGGAGUACAUUGGAAGAGGCGAUUGUGGAAACGCGCAGUACGCCUCUCGAAAAUCGACCGCGACUUCCCCGCUUAGCCCUAAGCAAGCGGAAUCAGGCUGUCGUGAGGGCUCUGAACCCAAUGUUGGUUACCUAUUUGGAAGCCAGCCGGGACCUUUGCGAGAUGGACUCAAUUCUUUUUGGCGCCAUACUGGCAGUCUGCCGUAUUAUAGGCGCCAAACUUUCCACGGCUGGACGCGCUACUGGACAAAGUAGUGCUAUCCCAGCCUGGAGAAUAAGAAUUGAAGAACGUAUCGCAAAGGCUAGGGCCCUCAUCGGCAGACUGAUAUGCUUCAGGUCAGGCAAUACCAGGCCAAGGAUUGUGCGCACCGUCAGGAUGGCGUUUGCUGGGACAAAUGUUAGUUUGUCCCAGCCGGAUAUAAUGCAAAAACUGACGGAGCGCAUAGAUGACCUGAAGCAAAGAAUCGCUGCUUGGGGAAAGCGGAUUCGGUGA